Messenger RNA from Anneissia japonica, 2358 nucleotides. RefSeq lists its product as uncharacterized. The record is from RefSeq and is a predicted model, not a curated record. Lineage: Eukaryota; Metazoa; Echinodermata; Crinoidea; Comatulida; Comatulidae. The coding region runs from base 894 to 1637 and encodes 247 amino acids. The transcript has 4 exons.
AAAACGUGGACAUAGUGUCACUACUACAAUAAUAAGAUUAAUAUUUUUCAAUCCCAUUAUCAAUUUUAUAUACCCGGUGUUAGUAUUGACCUAGGCUACUAUGGCUAACAGGCUAAAACAGGUGCGCUUUCUCCAAUAAAAUCAUACAAUUUGUAAUUAAACAUCAAGCAAAAAACGUACUCUAUAGUUAAUUUAAUAUGAAAAAUAUUUUUUAAACGGACCAGGCCUAAUCUGGGGGCUUUUAUCUGCGAAAAAUUUAUAAUUGUUGAUUUAUAAUAAUUAUUUUUCUUCAGGGUAGACAUAUUAUUACAGUCUUUAGCUAAAAAGCAAAAAUUCAUUAACUUUAAACAUUAACUGCACAGACCUAACCCGGCCAGGCCUGCGAUAACAAAUAUUCAGAACACAACCCAAUCCCAACCUACAAUACAUUGGUAGCCCUACAAUGAAUAUUUUCAUAACGACUUUUGAAAGCUUCCCGUGAAAAUCAUUGCGUUUACGCGGCAGCAAGUGGGAACCGUAUUCAUUUUGUUACGUAAGAUGUGCAAAUACAACUUUCUGUCAGGAGGGGGGAUACGAAAUUGCUGGAAGAGCAUUUGCUUACAUUGCGUUGCGUACGUUGCGUAACCUGCAAAAAUAUUUUAUCGACUCUUUUAGGCCGCGAAACAGUUUGAACUCCAGCCAGGAAUCUAGAAGAUGUAAUUAUAUCGGAAGAAGGAAUACGAAUUACUGACCUGAACUUCCGAUAUUACAUGAAUGUCUAUUAAUAGAAUCAUAAUUCUUUUAAAAUAUUACCCGGACACCAUCGUGUUUUACACUGCGACACGGCAUAUAACAGUCCGGACAACUUGUGAUUUCUAUGGUGCUCGGAGGAAAUUCCAUAAUAGUGACAUAAUAUGCUGCAUUGGGCGAAAGGUAUAUUGCUUCUUGUUUGGAAAACAACGAUGAUUGAUGCACAAUGUUCUCCCGGAUUUAAUUGUUCGGGUAUGACGUCAUGUUACCUUAUUUACCCCGGAAGUAAUGGUUUGGAAUAUCAACAUCCAAACGGAGACAUUUCGGUCUUUGACGAUGCACGUGUGGUAUAUCCAUCUCCAAACUGCUUCAAAUAUAUACCAAUGAACGGAGCAAAGCAGUCAUGUAUUGAUACUCAGCGUGAAUGCGAAAAAUUAGGCGGAAACAUCACAGUAAUAAACAGUUUUGAUGAAUACAAAGCGUUGACAGUGGUCGUGCACUCUAUUAUGUUAGACACAGCGGAAUUUGAUAUAAAAUUCAAGGUUUUUAACCAAGCAGCUAUCAUAGAAAUAGGCCUGUAUAAAGGGUGUACAACAUUUACAAUCAAGAAUCUGAUUAACAAAUUUCAAGUGUCUGGGCAGAACACCGAUUGCUUUGGAACUUCUCAGGUAGACGCUAUUAUUUGCGAGUCGUCGGAUGUGAAUAUUGCAAAAAUAUGUCCCAAGCCAAAAAUACCAUCGACGAAAUACGAGCCAAAGGAUCCACAAAAUGAGACAAAGGAUCAGCAAAACAAGACGACGGUCUCUGUUAAGACGACAGCGAUAAUUGCCUCGGUCAUUGGCACGAUAAUACUAAGUUGCUUGUAUGGUUGUAUCCGACAGUGUCAGAGAACAACAAAUCUUGGGUAAAUAACGCCAUCACGUUAAUUAUAUUUCUAUUACUAUCACUAUUAUUACUAUUACUAUUAAUAGUAUUGCUAUCACUAUUACUAUUAAUACUAUUAUAAUGUAGCACACUCCACAGCUAAUGUAGUAAAACUCCCCGCUAAUGUAGAAACCCCAACAGCUUAUGUAGCCUAGUAAAAAGAAAAUCAACCCCAGCUAAUGUAGAACGCUCAACAGCUAAUGUAGUAACCAAAAUUGCCUCACAGCUAAUAUGGAACGCUCAACAGCUGAUGUAACGAAAAUUGCCCCACAGCUUUGUAACUACUAUCGCCAGCUAAAGUAGAAUAUAGUAUAAAAUCUUAUAUCAAAGUGGAACAUAUUGGAGGUUGCUAAUGCUAGCUUUAAACUAUUACGUCUUUAAAUUAUUAUCAGCAGUAUUGCUUUUCGUCUUCCGUUUUGAUGCCUGUUUGUUGUUUGCCAUCUCACUGUAUAUUCCUCAAUGAAUAUUGUUCUAUAUAUAAAUAAAUUAUAAGAUAAAUUACCUCAGACGGGGUAACCUGUGACCUCUCCUGCUGUCAAUGUGAACCCCAUAAACACUAAAUCACCACCAUUUUAUCAUAUAAUAAGGUAUUUUAUAUGGCUAUAUUUUUUUUAAUAUUUGGCUCUGACGAAGGGCUUAAACCAAGGUAAGGCCUUCCUUCUGGCUGUUCACUUUAUAUAGGCCUAUAAUAAGAUCAGGGGCGGA